Molecule: messenger RNA, 4979 nt
Organism: Dipodomys spectabilis (banner-tailed kangaroo rat)
Lineage: Eukaryota; Metazoa; Chordata; Mammalia; Rodentia; Heteromyidae
Gene: Slc26a7
Product: solute carrier family 26 member 7
Exons: 19
Coding region: 211-2172 (653 amino acids)
Biological process (GO): transmembrane transport
Cellular component (GO): membrane
Molecular function (GO): oxalate transmembrane transporter activity; sulfate transmembrane transporter activity; bicarbonate transmembrane transporter activity
Source: RefSeq, a predicted model, not a curated record
AGCUGGAGACCAACUUACCACUGAACCCAUUCCUUUUCCAAGAUCAGAAAAAAAUAACAGGAACCAUUUCUCAUUCAGAUAAGAAUUCAAGCUUUGACAUUGUAAACCACAGACGAAUUGGAGCCUGGCAUUUGAAAGGAGGUGUUCUGCCACAGAUUUCUUUUCCUCCUUGUCUGAAGAAGUUGACUGUUACAAGAGAGAAUCUGAAAAAUGACAGGGGCUAAGAGGAAAAAGAAAAAUGUGCUGUGGAGCAAGAUGCAUACCCCCCAUUGUGAAGACAUCAAAUACUGGUGUAGAAAGAGGCUCCCUAUUUUGGAAUGGGCACCACACUACAAUCUGAAGGAAAACCUGCUUCCAGACAUUGUGUCUGGGGUAAUGUUGGCAGUUCAACAGGUGACACAAGGACUGGCCUUUGCUAUUCUCUCCUCUGUGCACCCAGUGUUUGGCUUGUAUGGGUCUCUGUUUCCUGCCAUCAUUUAUGCCAUAUUUGGAAUGGGACGUCAUGUGGCCACAGGCACCUUUGCCUUGACAUCCUUAAUCUCAGCCAAUGCUGUGGAGCGACUGGUCCCUCAGAGCAGCCAGAACCUCACCACACACAAUCACUCAAGUGUGCUAGGCUUCUCUGACUUUGAGAUGCAGAGGAUUGGAGUUGCUGCAGCAGUUUCCUUCUUGGCUGGUGUGAUCCAGGUGGCCAUGUUUGUCCUACAACUAGGAAGUGCCACAUUUCUGGUUACAGAGCCUGUGAUUAGCGCCAUGACCACGGGGGCUGCCACCCAUGUUGUAACUUCACAAGUCAAGUAUCUCUUGGGAAUAAAAAUGCCAUACAUAUCUGGGCCACUUGGAUUCUUUUACAUUUAUGCGUAUGUCUUCGAGAACAUCAAGUCAGUCCGCCUGGAAGCUGUGCUCUUAUCCUCGCUGAGCAUUGUGGUCUUGGUGCUUGUCAAAGAGCUGAAUGAGCAGUUUAAAAGGAAAAUUAAAGUUGUUCUCCCUAUCGAUUUAGUUUUGAUUAUCGCUGCAUCAUUUGCUUGCUAUUUUACCAAUAUGGAAAGCUCAUAUGGAUUAGAAGUCAUUGGUCAUAUUCCCAAAGGGAUUCCUCCACCUCAAGCUCCCUCAAUGGGCAUCCUCUCUGCUGUGGUCACUGAAGCCUUUGGAGUGGCACUUGUGGGCUAUGUGGCCUCCCUGGCUCUUGCUCAAGGAUCUGCCAAGAAAUUCAAAUAUUCCGUUGAUGACAACCAGGAAUUGUUGGCGCAUGGCCUGAGCAAUGUGAUUUCUUCAUUCUGCUUCUGCAUACCAAGUGCUGCUGCCAUGGGAAGGACGGCUGGCCUGUACAGCACAGGAUCAAAGACUCAGGUGGCUUGUCUAAUCUCUUGCAUUUUCGUCCUUAUAGUCAUCUAUGCAAUAGGACCUUUGCUAUACUGGCUGCCCAUGUGUGUUCUUGCAAGCAUUAUUGUUGUGGGACUAAAGGGAAUGUUAAUACAGUUUCGAGAUUUGAAAAAGUAUUGGAAUGUGGAUAAAAUCGAUUGGGGUAUUUGGAUCAGUACUUACAUAUUUACCAUUUGCUUUGCUGCCAACGUAGGCCUGCUGUUUGGUGUGGUCAGUACCAUCGCUAUAGUGAUAGGACGUUUCCCAAGAGAAAAGACUUUAAGCAUAAUAAAUAUGAAAGAAAUGGAAUUUAAAGUGAAGACCGAAACAGAUGAUGAAACCCUACAACAGGUAAAAAUCAUCUCAAUAAACAAUCCACUUGUUUUCUUGAAUGCAAAGAAAUUUGGUGCUGAUGUAAUGAACUUAAUCCAAAAGGAAAACCAGCUACUGGAUGAUAUAAGCAAGUGUGAACAAAACACAUUGCUGAAUUCGCUGUCAAAUGGCAACUGCAAUGAUGAAUUAGCACAGCCCUGCUCUAGUGAGAAGUGUUCUUUAGUCUUGGAUUGCACUGGCUUGACCUUUUUUGACUAUUCUGGAGUAUCUAUGCUUGUCGAGGUUUACAUGAAUUGCAAGGGCAGGAAUGUGGAUGCAUCACUAGCCAAUUGCACAGCCUCCUUGAUAAAAGCAAUGACGUACUGUGGAAACCUGGAUUCCGAGAAACCAAUUUUUUUUGACUCAGUAUCUGCAGCCAUCAGUAACAUCUACUCAAAUAAGAAUUUGAACAAGCUCAGUGACCACAGUGAAGUGUGAGGUCCACCUAUUGCUGUCUGGAUCUUGCUCUGAAGAAGGACCAUAUGCUGGCAUUUUGCACAAUAUUUUUUGUACAGACCCUGCACAUGACCUCUGCUACAAUAAGAAUGAUGUGACUUACUAACUGCAUUGCCACUGGUCAAGAAUUGUCAACAUUUUUUUUCCUAAUCCUUUUUAGUAAGCAGAUUCAUCUUGUUAUAUAGAAAGAAAUGCACAUGCAUUUAGCUAUAGCAAAUUAAGAACAGACAUGAUUUUUUUCUUUAUCACAGUAUUGUAUAUUAUUUUAUAAUUCUUUUGUUGUAAGCUGAUUUUUAAAACUGAUUUUUAAAACCUUUAUCAUGAGUGAUUUGAAAUAUUUACAAGCCAUUUGUCAAUACAAUGCACAUGAUAUUCACAGAAAUAAAGCACCAGAAUAAAUGGUAAACUAUAAUUCAUCUAUCUUCAUAUUUUCAACAGAUUCACCUUGAAGCACUGAAAAAUGUCUUCAUAUUAGUAAGAAAACAGUAGUAGCUUAAUAAAACCAAGAUUUUAACGUUGGUCUCCUUUGUUGUAAAUAUUAGAAAAUGGUUAGGCCAGUUUGCUCUAAUUUCCACAUUCCCCAUCUCAUAAUUGGCUCCAUUUUCUACUUUGAUUUUAUUGGAGCCAGAAAAUAUGGAAAUUAUAUACCCUGCAAUUUUUUCGCAAAUAUGAUUUUUAGAUGAGAAAAUACCACUAAAUCGAGUAGCCUUGUAUACUUUUUUACUGUAAGAAUUUAGGACUUUAUUUCAGAGACAGAAUUAACAAGAGAGCUUAGAUGUGAAUAUCAGUAAACUCACCCAUCCAACAAGAUAAGUAACAAACUCUACUGGCUUCUGUAUAAGUUAUUGUUUGCAUGCUUGGAUAUGUAUUUCCAAUUGCACACAAAUACACAGACUCAUACUUUUAUCUAACAAAUUGUUUUACCCAGGAAAGAAAAAAUAUUUUUAUAAAUAGACUCAUAAUUAUUCUGUAGCCUUAAUAAUGUUUUUAACUCCCCUAGAAAUUGCCAAUAUAAGAAAUAGUCAGAUACUUUAAACUGAGAUUGAUAAACAAAUUGAAAAUAACAUUAAUAGAUUGGUUGUUUAAUGGCUUUCACAGGCAUCUGUUAAGAAGAAAUCUCAGGGCUUGUGUGGAUGAAAGCAAUGCAGAACAAAUGUGCAGUAAACAUUCACAUGGCCCUUAAUUUUGACACUAAAUCCUUGGUAGGACAAUGUAAUGGAAUUAAGGAACAGUAAAUGUUUUAUUUUUUCCCAGAAAUUAUCUAAUCAUUUUAAUUAUUAUUGAAAUGAACACAAAGGAUAAUCUUAGAUUCUUCAUCACCAAUAGAAAUUAAUAUGAGCAAGAGUGGCUCACAUUCUCAUCAAAUACUCUUUCAGGGAAAGUUGGAUAUAAUAUACUCUGCUUCGUCCAAUUAAAUUAUUGCAAUGGUGGAUGGUAGUAAUAUUCACCAUCCCUAAUCCAUUGGUCACUGGCAAAUAAACAUGAGUCAAAGAAAGUCAAGAAAAGAAAAUAUAUUUUGAUAUGUGUAAAUUGAUAUUCUGCCAUGCAAUUUUGGCCUAUAAUUGAAUUCAUGUGUUGCAGACCAUUUUGUAAUUUGUUAGAGAUUAUGGGGCAUUCAUGCUGUUAAAAUCAUGGUAGUUAAUCAAGGGAUAGUUUGUUCUAUUUUAUUGUUAAUGCUGACAAAAUGGUGGCUGAGCAGUUGCAUUUGAAUGCAUUUCAACGCUUAGAGCUCAAGUUUAGUGGGUAACAUUUGAAAGUAACCUGGUGUCAGAUGUUAACAUUUUAUUUAAGAGAAGGAAAACCAAAGCACCCACUAUAUGAAAUCUUGUUUUGGUAGCUUCUCCCUGAAAUCAAGGCCGCAAUGAAUGUUGGCAUGAAGAAAGGAUCUUUAAUUAAGUCCUGAGUCCAAAAAUUGAACAUAAGAUUGAGACUCACAAGAUUUUAAAACAAUUGUUUAUUUUAAAACAAAACAACACAGAAAUGAAAAUAUGGAUCAAUUGUUGGAAUAUUUCCAGAAUCACACUUAAUUUUUUUGAUAAGAACAUUUUGUUUAUAUCUAUAUCUAUCUAUCUACACAAACACAUACACACACAGCCAUACACAAUAAAAUAUUUCUAUUUUACCAGUUAUAAUAGAAUAAAAUUAGAAAAAAACCUGAUUUGAGUGUUAAAGAUUCAACAGCAUGCUGGAUACAAAUUAAGCAUAAAACAUGUAAGCAGGAAAAGACUGUUAACAUCACACUUAUGCAAAUUAAGUGCUCUUAAAUUUUGCCAUUUGUCUUUCACUUUAAAGGUUAUUUGCCCUGGAUUAUAUAAUUUAAGUUUAGCUGAAAAUACUUUGCAGUAAUUUAUUUGACAGAUCUCUAUAAAUGUGGAAUGUCAACAGGAUAGAGAUCUUUCUUUUUUAAUGAAAACCUCAAUGUGUUAAUAUCUUGGGUGGAUAAUGCUCAACAUUUAGUGGGUAACAAAAUCCUUUGGUAUGUUGUUGGACACAUAUAUGUCUUAGAAAUGCACAUGCUGUGUUCUGUGGGGGAAUGAUGUAAUUCAAGAUAUCAUAUGCUUUUUGGCAGUGAGUUUGAUGCUAGGUUUCAAAUAGAGAGUUAAAUGGUGCUUUCACAAUCUAAAGAUUUGGUUAGCUAAAAAUCAUGUCGUUUAAUACUGUGCACUUAUUUUUUAAAAUAUUUUUCAAUACAUUUGAUUACCUUUUUAAAAAAGCCUUUGUACUAACUCAAUAUGUAACAACCAAUUUACAUAGAAAUAAAUUGAAACAUGAUAACCAUUAUACUUAAA